AUGCAUCCGCCUCCGGGCUCCGAGAUCGGUGCUUCUGACGAUGGCGUCGCCUUGUCCGUCUCCAUGUCCAUGUCGACCGUGGCCAGAAAGGUCAAGUUUGUCGCCUCCGAUCCCUCGCGUGGAGGCCUUCCCGUGAAGCGCAAGCAGGUCCAGCAAGCUUGCUCGGCCUGUCGCCGGAAGAAGCCUGCGGCUGCCACGCCCCAGGCUCGCCCCGCAAGCUCACACUCCCCUGACGGUCGGAAUGAAGACUCAAACUCGCUCACGUCCCGGUUCGUCGGCGACCUGAACCCGGAGGGAAUGUUUCUCGAGGCCACCGCCUCGCGGCAGUCGCAGAAGGGAGACGUCGGCAUCUGGCUCUCCUCCGCCGCCGUGGCCAGCUCGGGGCAGCAGUCUCAGUUCAUCACCUCGCGUCCCCCUGCAAUCAUGGACCGCUUUCUUCUCCCCUUUGUCAGGGAGCAUUGCCUGUCGUGUCUGCCUCCCGAAGCCGAGUUCGCCAAGCUCAAGUCCACCUUUCUCCAGAAGAUACACCCCAUAUUUCCCGUCGUGCCCGUCUCCGCCCUCGAUGGCGCUCUCGACAAUCCAUCCAACGUCGUCCUGCGCCAGCUCGUCUGCCUCGCCGCCGGCACCGAUCCCGACAUGGCCUCGAGCCUGUACCUUCAGAACCGGGGACGCGCCCUUCUCUCCUCCCAGGACUUUUCCCAGUCCCUCUCCUCGGCCGUCCGCGCGAUCCUCGAAACCAGCAUCAUCACCGACAGGGUGCUGCACAUCCGCGCCCUCGCCAUGCUGUCCCUUUACACCCAGCCCACCUGCCCCGAGGAGGCCGACCUCCCUGCCCAGCUGGGCGGUCGUGCCAUUCAUCACAUCCAGACCCUCGGUCUCCACCUGCUGCGGUACGACGCCCCGAACUGCGACGACCUCAACAACCUCUUCUGCGCCGUCUGGGCCCUCGACAUCAUCAACGCCGCCGUCUACGGCCGUCCUUGUCUCAUUCACGAGCGCGACAUCGGCACGAACCUGGACGACUGCAUCCGGAAGCUGCCCCCCUGCUUCCGCCUCUUCCUCUCCAUCGUCCGCUGGCUCGACCAGGUCAUCGAGCUCUACCGGCCGGGCCCGAGCGCCGAGGUGUCGGGCCAAGAAAAGGUGGCUUACAUGGACCUUCCGGUCCUCGAGCAGAUGAUUGUCAACGCCGACGCCCUCAAGGUCGCGUCCCCGCUCAUCGCGACGCUCGAAACGUUCUACCACGCCGUCAUCAUUCUCUCCUGCCGCCUGCCUCGGCCGGGAACCUCCCCGGCGGCCUCGACGCUGCCCCCUCCGUCGGCGAACGCGCGACGGUCCCUCGCGGCGGAACGGAUCGCUUGUGCGAUUCCGAGAGAUCACCUGAGCCCCCUGCCGCUCAUUCCCUACGCCGUCUCCCUGGCGCUGAGUGUCGAGUAUCGCAAGAUGAGGCACAGCCGGCUGCCAAUGUUCCGCGCGAGGUCCAUGAAUGCCUUCAAGCGCAACUGCGAACUGCUGAGGAAGUUUGGCAAUCACUUCUGGAGCGCCAAGGUUGUCGCCGGCCUCGGUGAGCGGGUCCUGAAGGAGAUGGAGAGAGCCGCGACGCUUCUGAACAGGGAGGCGAGCACGAGGGAGACGAGUCCGAUCCUGGCCGACGAGGAGUCGAAAGCGGAGCCGACGGGUCAGGCGUCGCCUCGUCAGCCAGUCGGUGCCGUUGUCAACCCGACAGAGAUGAAUUCCGCCCUCGGGCUGGACAACGUUGUCGAUUUCUCGCUGAUCGAUGCCAUAUCGGGCCAGGACGUCUUUGGCUGCAUAGAUCCCAACUUCAACUUGAGUGCGGUCGAGGAUGCCCUGGAGGCGAACCUCGACAUCGGUCUACCGCUGAACUGGGGCGACUGGGGGCAAUUCGCCACGUCAUGA
Messenger RNA from Drechmeria coniospora, 1914 nucleotides. RefSeq names its product fungal specific transcription factor. Lineage: Eukaryota; Fungi; Ascomycota; Sordariomycetes; Hypocreales; Ophiocordycipitaceae. Gene Ontology annotation, molecular function: DNA binding; zinc ion binding. Bases 1 to 1914 code for a protein of 637 amino acids. Gene Ontology annotation, biological process: DNA-templated transcription. The transcript is spliced from 3 exons. The record is from RefSeq and is a predicted model, not a curated record.